UGACAGGGGGUGGACGCUUCACAUAAAUUGAAAGUGACAAAUUAUUUCAUUUUCAUAUGUAACUCACUGUUUUGGGACCUUUGAUAUUUUUAACUUCAAGUGUUUUUAAUUGCAAUUGUGAGCUGCUCAUCACAAGUUAACAAACUCCCCAAGGGAGAUGGAUCACUGUUUGUUGUUUCUUCUACUCCUGUUAAUGGGUGGAAGUGGUUUGUGUCACCAAGAGGAAGUUUGCGCGAAGUCAGUGAUCAACACCUGCAAUGACUGUAUCAGAUCUGGGCCAUACUGUGUGUGGUGCCAACAGCUGAAUUUCACCAAAGCUGGUGAGAGGGAAACAGCACGCUGUGACACCCAAGCUCAGUUGAUAGCAAAAGGCUGUAAGAAGGAGGAAAUCAUCUCCCCCCAGAACGGUGUCUUCAUCAGCAAGAAUGAAAAUCUCACCAGUUCAUUCAAGGAGCAGGGUGCUGUUCAGCUCAGCCCACAGAAGAUUAGUCUGAAACUGCGCCCUGGGCUUCCUGCAACAUUCAAUGUUUCUUUUAAGAGAGUUCAGGGUUAUCCAGUUGAUCUCUACUACCUGAUGGACCUGUCUUUCUCCAUGAAAGAUGACUUGGAAAAUGUCAAAGGACUUGGACAAAAACUUUUUGCAGCUCUGAAGAAUAUCACUGCACAUGCUCAAAUAGGGUUUGGUGCCUUCGUUGAUAAGACAGUCCUCCCUUACACCAACACCAACAAGGACAAACUGGAGAGGCCAUGUGAUGAGAACUACCAACAGUGUCAGGCAGCCUUUGGCUACAGACAUGUGCUCAGUAUGACAUCACGGGAGGAUGAUUUUAGAACAAAAGUGAAACAGCAGUUCAUUUCUGGAAACUUGGAUUCUCCUGAAGGAAGUCUUGAUGCCAUGAUUCAGGCUGCUGUAUGUGGGGAAAAAAUUGGAUGGAGGAAUAGCAGCACUCGACUGAUUGUACUGACCACUGAUGAUGGAUUCCACAUGGCUGGUGAUGGAAAAUUGGCAGGAAUUCUGGAACCCAAUGAUGAAAAAUGCCACAUGGAGAACAGCCUUUAUACCAAGAGCAGUGAGAUGGACUACCCUUCUGUUGGACAAUUAGCUAUGCAGUUGGAAAAAAACAAUAUUCAACCAAUAUUUGCAGUGACAAAAAAUAUGGAGGUUGUGUACAAGCAACUCUCUCAAAUGAUACCAAAAUCAGAGGUGGGAGUUCUGUCAUCAGAUUCUAACAAUGUUGUUCAGUUGAUUGAAAGUGCCUACAAUCGGUUGUCCUCCAAAGUAACUGUGACCCAUGACAAUCUCCCAGACAAUGUAAGAGUUGUCUACACACCUAUAUGCAAAAAUGCAGGACCAGCAGGGGACAGCAAAGGGGUGUGUGACAAUGUGCGUGUGGGACAAGAGAUCUCCUUUGAAGUCACUGUCACAGCACACUCAUGUAUGGAGAACAAGUCUUUCACUAUCAGACCACUGGGCAUUAAGGACACAUUGACUGUGAGCUUAUCUACAAACUGUGAUUGUAAGUGUGAGGACCCUUCUGACAAAAGCCACACACACUGCAGUGAGAAGGGAGGAGUUCACUGUGGUAUCUGCAGCUGCCAUGAUGGCUUUGUUGGUCAGUUCUGCAACUGUUCCAUUGGCAAUAAAGACGAGUUGUCCUUACGGGCAUCUUGUAAGAGGCAGAAUGGAACAGACUGUGAGGGUCGUGGAGACUGUGUGUGUGGCAGGUGCCAGUGCCACACCACAGAGAAUGGACUGCGUUACCAUGGGGACUUCUGCGAGUGUGAUGAUGAACACUGUGAAAAGUUCCAGAAUAAACUGUGCGGAGGAAAUGGUAGGUGCAAAUGCGGAAGAUGUGACUGUAAUACAGGCUAUGAGGGCUCAGCCUGUCAGUGCAUGGUGUCUGAGGAGGGCUGUCGAACACUAAACAACACUGUGUGCUUCGGUAGAGGAUCUUGCAAGUGCAACCGCUGUCAGUGUAAGGAGGGAUACCAGCGGCCACACUGCCAGCACUGCCUCGGCUGCCCUGACGCAUGCCAGACCAAACUGAACUGCAUUGAAUGCCUUGGCUUUGACUCUGGUCUCUUUAAGAAAAACUGUAGUGUGGCUUGCAGCAAGAGCAUUUUUCAUGGGAUGGUAGAGCAGUUCACAAUAACAAGCAAGCCGUGCCAGCAGAAGGACUCUGAAGGCUGCUGGAUCAAAUAUAGGCUGGACCAGCUGGUUGGAGAGGAUUACUACAGGGCUGAAAUUCUGAAACAGAGAGACUGUCCAAAACCACCCAACGUCAUAGCUAUUAUCGGAGGCUCCAUAGUGUCUGUGGCUCUUAUUGGAAUCUUGGUGCUGAUGCUCAUCAAGUUAUUAUUCUACAUGAGGGACCUGAAGGAGUUCAGGAAAUUUGAAAAUGAAAGGAAAAAGUCACAGUGGGCAAAGGCUGACAACCCACUGUUCCAGAAUGCCACCACCACUGUGGCCAACCCAACAUUCACUGGAGAAUGAGGUCUUCUACUGCAGCAGGAAAACGCUCAGCAUUGCUUUGUACUAUUAUAAUUGUGUGAGACUUAUGUUAGUUGAAUUUCUUUUGUAAUGCUCAUGCUCAGGAAUAUUUUAAUGCAAUUUUUGCACUAAAAGCUACCCAUUAACAUUACCUGCACACUUAAUUUCAUUGCCCAUUUCACAUGAAAUUAUAAUUUUCAAUUCUCUUUUUCAUUCAUAUCAAAACUGUUGUAAUGCUUUGUAUAAAAUAAUUAUAUUUUACCCUGUCUUUGUCAGGUAUAGUACAAUCCACUUUCUGAGGAUUGUAUUUGUGCAGGCAGAGGCAGAUUCUUUUUAAUAGUUCAAUAAAAAAUUAAUAAAUCA
Molecule: messenger RNA, 2854 nt
Organism: Platichthys flesus (European flounder)
Lineage: Eukaryota; Metazoa; Chordata; Actinopteri; Pleuronectiformes; Pleuronectidae
Gene: itgb2
Product: integrin, beta 2
Exons: 16
Coding region: 158-2494 (778 amino acids)
Biological process (GO): cell-matrix adhesion; integrin-mediated signaling pathway; cell adhesion mediated by integrin
Cellular component (GO): cell surface; integrin complex; focal adhesion
Molecular function (GO): amyloid-beta binding; integrin binding
Source: RefSeq, a predicted model, not a curated record